Zootoca vivipara (common lizard) is the source of this 1269-nucleotide messenger RNA. The record is from RefSeq and is a predicted model, not a curated record. Lineage: Eukaryota; Metazoa; Chordata; Lepidosauria; Squamata; Lacertidae.
AUGACUUCGCUGGACACCAGAGAGAGGCCGCUGGGUGGAGAUGAAUUAGAAAUUAAAAACGAGGGACAACAUGAUAAAAUCCACACAGCGGAGAAGCCAUAUCAAGAUUUGGAGUGUGGAGAGAAUUUAAGUCAGAACUCCCUUGCCAAUUCCCAACAAAGAAAUCCUAUUGGGAAGAAACUCUAUCCGUGUUUGGAAUGUGGAAAGAGCUUCAGUCACAGCUCACAACUCAAUGGCCAUCAAAGAAUUCAUACUGGGGGGAGACCAUUUCAGUGUUUGGAAUGUGGGAAGUCUUUUACUAUAAGCAAAAACUUCCGUCGGCAUCAGAGGAUUCACAGCCGGGAGAAACCAUUUCAGUGCUUGGAAUGUGGAAAGUCUUUUACUAUAAGCAAAAACCUCCGUCGGCAUCAGAGGAUUCACAGCGGGGAGAAACCGUUUCAGUGCUCGGAAUGUGGAAAAUUCUUUGCUACAACCUUAUACCUCCAUCGACAUCGGAGGAUUCACAGCGGGGAGAAACCAUUUCAGUGCUUGGAAUGUGGGCAGUUUUUCCCUAUAAGCAGAAACCUCCGUCGGCAUCAGAGGAUUCACAGCGGGGAGAAGCCGUUCCAGUGCUCGGAAUGUGGAAAGAGCUUCAGUCGCAACUCGCAUCUCAAAGUUCACCAAGGAAUUCAUACCGGGGAGAAAUCGUAUCAAUGCUCAGAGUGUGGAAAGAGCUUCUCCAGGAAGGACCGCCUCACUUGCCACCAAAGAUAUCAUACAGGGGAGAAACCAUACCAGUGCUUGGAAUGCGAGAAGUUCUUUACUACAGGAACAGACUUACAUCGACAUAAGAGAAUUCACAGUGGGGAGAAACCGUAUCGGUGCUUGGAGUGUGGAAAGAGCUUCAGUCGCAACUCACAUCUCAAAGUCCAUCAAAGAAUUCACACCAGGGAGGAAUAUCAAAUUCACGGUGAGGGGGAAAUGUAUCAGUGCUUGGAAUGUGGGAAGAGCUUCAGUCGGAAGAUGAGUCUCACUUUCCAUCUAAGAAUUCACACAGGGGAGAAACCAUAUCAGUGCUUGGAGUGCGGAAAGAGCUUCUCCAGGAAGGACCAUCUCACUUCCCAUCGAAGAUAUCAUACAGGGGAGAAGCCAUACCAGUGCUUGGAAUGUGAGAAGUUCUUUACUACAAGAAGCGACUUAAAUCGACAUAAGAGAGUCCACACUGGGGAGAAACCAUUUCAGUGCCAAGAGAGUGGAAAGAGAUUCAAUUCCACCAAAGAAUUCGUGUGA